AUGUCGUACAACUACGUUGCUACGGCUCAGAAGCCCACGAGCGUCACACACUCGCUCACAGCAGCCUUCACGGGCGCAAACGACACCAACUUGCUACUGGCGAAAAGCACCCGCUUUGAAGUGCACCUUUUGACGCCCGAGGGGCUCCAGCCGCAGCAUGACAUCAACUUGUACGGCCGUAUCGCCAUCUUCGAGGUGUUCCGCGCCGCCAACGAGCCCCAGGACUGGAUUUUUAUCGUCACACAGCGCUUCCAGUUCUGUGUGCUGGCGUACGACUCAUCUGCGCAGCAGGUGGUGACCAAAGCGCACGGCAGCAUCCGAGACUCGAUCGGUCGCAGUAGCGAGAUCGUCACUAGUGGCAACAUCGAUCCAGAGGGCCGAUUGAUCGGCAUGAACCUGUACGAAGGCUACUUCAAGGUCAUCCCCAUCGACAGUGGCAAGGGGAUCCUCAGAGACACGUUCAACAUCCGCCUGGACGAGCUGAGAGUCAUUGACAUCAAGUUCCUGCAUGGCUACAACAAACCCACCAUCUGUGUCUUGUACGAGGACUACAAGGCCGCCAGACACGUGAAGACGUACCAUAUUCUGCUCAAGGAGAAGGAUUUCGCCGAAGGACCGUGGAGUCAGUCCAACGUUGAGUCUGGGGCGAGUUUGUUGAUCCCUGUGCCGGCACCGACGGGCGGCGUGUUGAUUGUGUCCAACCAGACCAUCGUGUACCAUAACGGGAGCACAUUUCACGCUAUUCCGAUGCAGAGUACAGUGAUUCAAGUGUAUGGAGCUGUGGAUAAGGACGGGUCGAGGUUCUUACUGGCUGACCAGUACGGAACGCUGUCCGUAGUGGCUCUGCAACACACCGGGAAGGAAGUGAGCGGGGUGCACCUAGAGGUGCUUGGCGAGACGAAUAUCGCGUCCUGUCUGUCGUACUUGGACAAUGGCGUGGUGUUUAUUGGCAGCACAUUUGGUGACUCGCAGCUGAUUAAACUCAACGCAGACCGCGACGAGACCGGGUCGUACAUUGAAGUUCUGGACUCGUACGUGAACGUCGGGCCGAUAAUUGAUUUUUGCGUGAUGGAUCUCGAUCGCCAGGGCCAAGGCCAAAUUGUGACGUGCAGUGGCGCUGACAAGGACGGAACGCUGCGUGUGAUCCGAAACGGCAUUGGGAUCAACGAGCAAGCGAGCGCUGAGCUACCGGGUAUCAAGGGCAUGUGGGCGCUUCGUGAGACUUUUGCUGCAGAGCACGACAAGUUUUUACUACAGAGCUAUGUGAGCGAGGUUCGCAUUCUUGCUAUCGGCGACGAGGACGAGAUGGAGGAGAAGGAAAUCCCAGCGUUCACGAACGUUAAGACUCUACUGUGUCGGAACAUGUAUGGAGACUACUGGCUGCAAGUGACUGAGUCGGAGGUGCGUCUUAUCAGCUGCUCUUCCUUCUCGCUAAGCUCCACCUGGUCGCCAGCGUCCGGGUCACGAAUCACAGUAGCUGCUGCGAAUCCCACGCAGGUUGCAGUCGCGACAUCUGGCGGUGUACUCGUGUACUUGGAAAUUGAGAACGGUCAGGUUGUCGAGAAGACGACAGUGAAGAUGGAGCACGAACUCGCAUGCGUGGAUAUCACUCCGCUCACUAGCAGUGGCGCGGGAGAUGGAGACGUGGCCAUGACGGGCUCUUCGACGCACUGGGACAUGGCUGCACUUCGCAGUACGCUCUGUGUCGUCGGACUGUGGACCAGCUUCUCAGUGUGCGUCUUGCAACUACCAACUCUGGAGAAACGAACUACCGAAGCGCUCGGGACGGACCUACUGCCGCGAUCAGUGCUGUGCAACACAUUCGAGGGGAAAGAUUACUUGCUGGUUGGACUGGGCGAUGGCAGUCUUAUGAACUAUGAGCUGGACGUCCAGCAGGGAGCUCUGGGAACUCGGAAGCGGGUGUCACUGGGCUCGCAGCCUCUUUCGUUGUCAACUUUUCGAUCCAAAAACAUGACUCACGUGUUCGCAGCAUGUGACCGGCCGACAGUCAUCUACUCCAACAACAACAAGCUGCUCUACUCCAACAUCAACUCCAAGGAAGUGAACGUCAUGUGUCCGUUCGACUCCGAGUCCUUCCCGGAGUGUCUUGCGCUGUCCUCGGAAGAAGAACUGACGAUUGGUACAGUGGACGACAUUCAGAAGCUGCACAUCCAGACUUUCCACUUGAACGAGUGGGCGCGUCGAAUUGCUCACGAUCCGGAGUCCCACACACUUGGAGUGCUGACUGUGAGCUUUACAGUGGACGACACAGGCGAGGAAGUGGACCAGGGCUUUGUGCGUUUGUUCGACGACCAGACAUUCGAAGUGCUGCACUCGUACCGCCUGGAUCCGUUCGAGACUCCCUGCUCGGUAGUCGUGUGUCCUCUUGCCGGCGAUUCCGUGAACGCGUCGUACUUUGUAGUUGGAACUGCGUACAUUCAUGAGGAAGAGGCUGAGCCCCACCAAGGUCGGAUUCUUGUGUUCGCUGUCACGGGCAUCCAUGGAGAGCGGAAGCUGCAGUUGGUCACUGAGAAGGAAGUGAAGGGCGCUGUGUACUGCCUAAAUUCUUUCAAUGGGAAGGUACUAGCAGGUGUGAACAGCAAGGCGCAGCUGUACAAGUGGAGCGAGAACACGGACAACGAGAAGGAGCUGGUGUCGGAAUGCGGCCACUACGGUCACACGUUGGUGUUGUACAUGGAGUCACGAGGCGACUUUAUUGUGGUGGGUGAUCUCAUGAAGUCCAUCUCGCUCUUAAGCUACAAGCAGUUGGACGGUACGAUCGAAGAGAUCGCGAAGGAUCUGAACUCGAAUUGGAUGUCUGCCGUCGGUAUCGUCGACGACGACACGUACAUCGGGAGCGAGACGGAUUUCAAUUUAUUUACUGUGCAACGCAACAGUGGUGCAGCAUCCGAUGAAGAACGCGGGCGUCUAGAGACCGUUGGCGAGUUCCACUUGGGAGAAUUCGUUAACCGCUUCCGAUAUGGAUCACUGGUCAUGCAGAACAGUUCUUCUACUUCGCAGACGCCUUCUGGUGUCGUCUCGACUGGCCCCACUGCCAUGGUUGAUGUGGGUGAGUCAGCUCCUGCUGCUCCAGUCGUUCAAAACCAGUCGAUGCUCUUUGGAACUGUCAGUGGAAUGAUUGGCGUGAUUCUGCCGAUCAGCAAAGACCAAUACUCGUUCUUGCUCCGCGUCCAGCAAGCCCUCACACACGUUGUGAAAGGUGUCGGUGGCUUCUCCCACAAGGACUGGCGCACGUUUGAAAACCGACGGUCAGUGUCUGAAGCUCGAAACUUUAUCGAUGGCGAUUUGGUGGAGAGCUUCCUGGACUUGCCGAAGCCUCAGAUGACGAAGGUUGUGGACAAGCUCAACAGUGACGGGAUGCUGGAUGGCACGGACCAGUUUACGGUGGAGGACUUGACUCUGCGGAUUGAAGAACUCGUACAACUACACUAA
This is a messenger RNA of Phytophthora infestans T30-4, 3453 nucleotides long. Its product is annotated as DNA damage-binding protein, putative. The transcript has a single exon. Gene Ontology annotation, molecular function: protein binding; nucleic acid binding. Bases 1 to 3453 code for a protein of 1150 amino acids. Lineage: Eukaryota; Oomycota; Peronosporomycetes; Peronosporales; Peronosporaceae. Gene Ontology annotation, cellular component: nucleus. The record is from RefSeq and is a predicted model, not a curated record.